Molecule: messenger RNA, 509 nt
Organism: Racocetra fulgida
Lineage: Eukaryota; Fungi; Glomeromycota; Glomeromycetes; Diversisporales; Gigasporaceae
Source: the annotation of a GenBank genome assembly
AAAAAUAUCAUUGUACUCCCAAUAUAGAUUUACCAGAAGUAUAUUAUAGUUCUGAGUCAGUUGAUUUUGAAGAGCUGAUGAAUUUGACUGCUGAUGUCUUACAAGAGAUCACUCAUUAUCGACUGUUUGAUCAUAGUAGAUAUAUUGUUUAUGUUAAUCAAUGUUACGGAAUUUCUCAAGAUCCUGUAACGGGCAACUAUCUAAUGGUAAUGUACUACUUUGAAGGUGGAAACUUAAGACAAUAUUUAAAUGAUAAUCAUAAUCAAUUAUCUUUUGGAGAUAAACUUGGGCUGUUAUACACUAUGGCAAAUGGAUUAAGCAACAUUCAUUCUCAAGGACUAAUUCAUAGAGACUUUCAUCCGGGUAAUAUACUAAAUAGAUAUAGCGAAGAAUUGAGCUUUGAAAAUCUAGUAUCCAACAAAACAACACAAAGCAUCGGUUGUUAUAUUACUGAUUUGGGAUUAUGCAAGCCAAUUGAUGAAGCAAAUGAUGACAAAACAAUUUAUGGA